Schizophyllum commune H4-8 is the source of this 1305-nucleotide messenger RNA. RefSeq lists its product as uncharacterized. The record is from RefSeq and is a predicted model, not a curated record. The transcript has 2 exons. Bases 108 to 1031 code for a protein of 307 amino acids. Lineage: Eukaryota; Fungi; Basidiomycota; Agaricomycetes; Agaricales; Schizophyllaceae.
CGUCGUCUUUUGCCACUCCGCAUUCCAGCUUUGCAUUCCCCUGCAUCGCACACCCAUCUCACAGCCUUGUUCUCUCGCAAAACAACAUUCUCAGACAAAGCCACGACAUGCCGUCCCUCGAUGCCGUUCUUGCCGGGUUCCAGCCCUUCGUCAAGAGUUCCACGACCGCCGCCGCGUACUCGUCGAUGCAGGACGAGCGUGUGCAUGUUCGCGCCGGAGAGAUAGAGAGACUGAACGCCCUUAUCUCAGUCAUUGAGACGGCGGAAGUCCCGGUGGACCACAGCAGCGACCUCUCCGCGAGGCUCUCAGCGAGCAGCGAGCAUCGCCAGGCGUUCGUCAACCUGGUCGAGAAGAUCGCCGCCCGCGAGCAGUCGCUCAUUGAGGACGGCGCCCUCCACCAGUGCUUCACCCACUUCUCCCUGGCGCAGAAGGUCCUCCUCCUCUAUGCCCUCGAGAAAAACCGCUCCAUCCCCGAGGAGUUCGUCGCCGACAUGAACGAGCUGCGCGGCCUGCUGUCCAGCGCGAUCGAGCUGGACUACCAAGUCGGCGCCGAUGGCCUAGGAGACCCCGCCCAGCAUGGCGUUGUCGUGGACGCCGCCGACUUCGUCUUCCUCACGCGCCGCGCGUGCGAGCUGCUCGCGCCCGAGGUGGGCCUGCGCCCGAUCGAGGUUCUCGAGGAGGACGGCUACACGUUCCGCCUCGACUCGACGGAUCGCGAUACCCCGAACGUCAAGGUCGUCGUCCCCGCGCCCGCCCACCAGCUGCGCUUUAUGCGCCCCGUCGGCACGGUGCAGACCGCGGAGGAGGUGCAGGAUACCCAUGCUCUUUUGGAGGCCCUGAAAGGCUGGCGCGCCAUGUUCCAGGCUGCCUACGAGCCUAUCCUCGUCACCUACUGCGACGCCGUUGGGCCCCUCUUCAUCUACGACACCGAUGACUACUGGAGCGACGACUCGGACAGCGAGUCUGACUACUUUGCCUGCGAGUCCGACACUUCAGACAGCGACAGCGAGUCCGACGCGGACACCUGGUAAAACUGGACAGCUACGAUAAUAAUGAUGUUUGCCGCCUCUGGACCUAUCCCGAACUACCCAUACCGUCGCAUAUCAUCCUUCACCUUCCUCGACACCCUUUUUUUCCAUCACUACGCUCCCCGUACCCGCAUUUACCUUGUAGAAUAAAAUACUGUACUGAUCACGGUAACAUUCCGGACUACAUAUCGCUCACCUUACUCACAAUCGGCUGGAGAUACAAGCACUGUAACAUAGAUCUGACUGAAGCAUCACAAAUAUUAUUUAUGGAAACAGG